This is a messenger RNA of Notothenia coriiceps (black rockcod), 597 nucleotides long. Its product is annotated as ELAV-like protein 1. The coding region runs from base 155 to 475 and encodes 106 amino acids. Gene Ontology annotation, molecular function: RNA binding. NCBI's taxonomy places the organism in Eukaryota, Metazoa, Chordata, Actinopteri, Perciformes, Nototheniidae. The transcript has 3 exons. Gene Ontology annotation, cellular component: ribonucleoprotein complex. The record is from RefSeq and is a predicted model, not a curated record.
UGUUAACUAUCUUAACCCUAGUGAUGCAGACAGAGCUAUCAGUACACUGAACGGACUAAGGCUACAGUCCAAAACUAUCAAGGUUUCAUACGCACGGCCCAGCUCUGACACCAUAAAGGAUGCCAACCUGUACAUCAGCGGCCUGCCGAAGGCCAUGACCCAGAAGGACGUGGAGGACAUGUUUUCACGCUUUGGACACAUCAUUAACUCCCGUGUGCUGGUGGACCAGGCCACAGGCACGACAGGCGCUUCCCGCGGGGUGGCUUUCAUCCGGUUUGACAAGCGGGCGGAGGCGGAGGAAGCUGUCAAAACUCUGAAUGGGCAAAAACCACCCGGAGCCGCUGAGCCAAUCACAGUGAAGUUUGCCGCCAACCCGAACCAGGUGAAGAACACGCAGAUCAUCUCUCAGCUCUACCACAACCAGUCCCGGCGCUUCGGAGGGCCCGUGCACCACCAGGCGCAGCGCUUCAGGUGAGAGAAGUUGUUAAUGUUUGCAUACACUCAGACAGUACAUGAUGGCUGCCAUUGCUCUGUUUUUCUACUAAUAUCAGAAUCUUAUGAGCUGAGCAAUUGAUGAUAGCUUAAAGGUCACCUAUU